AUGGCAGACGAAUCAAAAGACGAGCCACAACAAUUCCCAAAUUUCCCUUUGAAUAUCACGAUUAAGCAGGAGAAACCGAGUCCGAAACGACCUUCAGUCACGGACGAGCCUGCUAAUGGUGAGCAUUCAAACGGAAUAUUUGCGUCGAAUCAGGAGGACAGCAAAAGCUCGUUGUCCUUGGAUCCGCCCCCGCUAAAGUCGAGUGAUGAAAUUUUAGCAGAGUUAUUUGGCGUCUUCAAUGCAGAAGUGCCCGAAAUUUUAGUUGGAGGCGAUGGCAAGCACAGCAAGAAAAGCAAAAAAGAAAAGAAACACAAAAAGAUCAAAGAAGAACCGAAAUCUGGCGAUGAAGGCACAAGCGAGAGUGAAUCGAGUGACGAUUUUGACGUAGCAGCUGAUGGAUCAAAGACCAAAAAGGUCAAGAAAAAGAAGAAGAGCAAGAAAAAAUCCCGCGAAGGCUCCGUAGACUCAAAGGGCGAGAAGAAAAAGAAGCACAAGAAACACAAAAAGCACAAAGUCAAGAAGGAAAAGACGAGCGACGCCGAAGAAGGCGAAAUUCGAGUCAAAAAAGAAAAGUCUGAGGAGAAGGAGAAGAAAAAAUCCAAAAGCGACAAAGACAACAAAGAAGAUUUACGAGAUUUACUCAAAAGUCGGAAGCACAGUAGUCGAGAUCGCAGUCGGGAACACGACUCAAUCCGCAAAGAAGUCAAAGAAAAGCCCAAAAUCCAAAUAAAAAGUCUCGUCAACAGCACAAUUCUUAAAGAUGCCAUAAAAGCAGCUGAUGAUCGGCAUCGCAAGCAUGAACGCGAUGAUCGCCGAGACGAGCGGAAACGCAAAAAGAGCGAAUCAGACAUCAGUUUAUCCGACGAGGAAGACAGUCGCACAUCAAAACGUUAUCGAAACCCCUUUUCGAACCCCAUCAAGUCGGAAACGUCAUCGCGUUCCAACAGAUUUUACGAUGGCUAUUACGAAAGUUAUCGCCAUGGACGCCGCCGAAGCAGAUCUCGCAGUUACGAUAGACGUCGUCGUCGAUCACGAAGUCGUUCGGGACACAGAUUGGACAUCGAUAAGAAGCAAUUGUUGGAAAUAGCGCGAAAAAAUGCCAUUCAGAUGCUCAAAAAUGGAACAUUGCCCGGCGUUCAAAGCUUAGCGCAAGAAACUAAGGAUAAAUUAAUGGUUAAAGUUAAAUACGGAGGAAAAUCCGUAGCUGAACUAACAGACUAUUGCAAAAAGCUGUCAAACGGCGAAAUUGGCGACUCGGAUAUCUCCGACGUGGAUAGCGAUGUCGAAGAACGGGCUUUCCAUCAUCCCUUCGAGCUGAAAGAUUAUCGUGAACCGAUAAUUAUGAACAUUCGCAACUCCGUACCGAUUCAACCGAAGUCAGCAAGUGAGAAAAAGGAACUUUUAAAGCUUUUCCCUGUCUCGUCGGGGCAAGAACAUCGCAAAACCGAGCUCGAAUGGGUUCCUGUUACUCCUCCGCCUGCUGCGAUCGAACCAAAAGCUCCGUUAGCAGCAAUAAUGCCAGCUCCAGUUGCUGCUCCAAUUGUUCCUUUACUAAAUCCUCAACCUCAAGCACCUCCAAAAGUCGUUGAACCGCUUCCUGUUCCUGCUGUCGUCCCGACAACUGAUGUUCCGGGCAUUGCGCCGUUAGAACCACCCCCAUUGCCGCCCUCGUUGCCAAGCAGAAAUCCCCAAGUGGAUUUAGAAAUUGCCAAUUCGUGGAAAAGUAGCGAUUUUGGACUUGCUGGUUCGUCAAAUGCGACGAAUUCGGGUCCAGCGGUGUUUAAUCAACCAGCACAAGAUUUGGAUGUUUCACAAAUAAUAACGAUGAGAUUAGAUGCCAUGAGACGAUUACAGGACAACCCAAGUGAUAUCGGGGCACAAAGAGUACUUGAAGAUACCCAAAAUAACAUGUCAGCAUGGGCUUCAUCUAAAUACACGCCAGGACAAUUCCUCGGAAGUACAGGUGCCAAUUUGUUAUCUGCCAAGGAGCUUGCUGGAUGGGGCAAUAAAGCGUAUGCAAAGAAGGACACUCUGACUUCAACUAAGCCAGUUGAAAGUGGAAUGGGCAUGCAUUUGUUACAGAAAAUGGGAUGGCGUCCCGGCGAAGGCUUAGGCAAAGACAAAUCUGGAUCUCUUCAGCCUUUGUUACUUGAAGUCAAAAAUGAUCGUCGUGGUCUUGUAGCAGGAAAUGAGAACUCACGAAUGAAGAAAGCAGUCAAACGUCCUCUUCGCAUGAAUCUCGAAGGAAAGCAUCCCGUGUCAGUUCUUGGUGAAAUUGCGGCAAAACGGAAAUGGGGAGUCCCCCAAUUUGAUGUGGCGACAGAACAAGGACCGGGACAUGCGAAAUUAUUCGUGUACAAAGUCAGAGUAAACGGAAUGGAAUAUCAGCCAGCCAUUGCGAGCAAUACGAAGAAAGAAGCAAAAGCUGUGGCAGCAAAGUUUUGCCUUCAACAAAUGGGAAUUUUACCGACUUAGAAAUUUUUUGUUAAUUUUUUAGAAGUUUCUUUGAUUAAA
Culicoides brevitarsis is the source of this 2514-nucleotide messenger RNA. It is a transcript of the gene Son, whose product is annotated as protein Son. The coding region runs from base 1 to 2475 and encodes 824 amino acids. Lineage: Eukaryota; Metazoa; Arthropoda; Insecta; Diptera; Ceratopogonidae. The transcript is spliced from 6 exons. Gene Ontology annotation, biological process: regulation of mRNA splicing, via spliceosome; regulation of cell cycle. The record is from RefSeq and is a predicted model, not a curated record. Gene Ontology annotation, molecular function: RNA binding.